AUGGCGGCGUACGAGAAGCGGCGGGCGGCGGCUGCCCCGGCAACGGGCGGUGGGCUCCCGGAGCCGGCGCGCGCGGGGGCGGCGGCCCGCGGGCUGGGCACCGAGGCAGAGUUCCUGCUGCAGGCGGGCGUGACCGCCAUGGUGCGGGAGGCGCUGCUGAAGGUGCUGGAGGCGCGGCCCGCGGAGCCGGUCGCCUUCCUGGCCGACUACUUCGAGAAGCUGGUGCUGAGCAGCCCCGGUGCGGGGGGCGAGGCCGCCGCGGAGCCCCCGGGGCUGCCGCAGCGCCUGGCCCGGGCCCUGUGGUACGUGCGUCUGGCUCAUCAUUCGCACAGGACGGCGUUCAACAACAACGUGGGCAUGGCCUACGAGUGCCUGAGCGCCGGCGGCCGGCGGAAGCGGCCUGGCGUCGAUGGGCGGCUGUACAGCGAGCUGCUGCGGCGGAUCUGCCAGCCGGGGGCCGUGCCCGAGGACGUGGCGGCCACGCUGCUGCAGAAGAUCCAGUGCCGGGACCACGAGGCCGUGCCCUUCGACGUCUUCCGCUACGGCGUGCUCACCAGCUUCGUGCUGCUGGAGUUCGCCGCCAAGGCCGGCACCCUCUACGACGUGCUGGACGGCGGCUCCGGCCCGGCUGACAGGCGCGUCUGCCAGGCCGUCCUGCGCACGCUGGAAGACGCCCUUGGAGCCAGCGACUUCUCCGUGCCCAUCCGCUACCUAGAGGCCGGCUCCAAGCUGGGCCCGGACUGUUUGGCCUUGGCCAUGGACCGAGCGCUGCAGGAGAGGAAGCUGAGCAUCGCCAUGAGCAGGGAGGAGUUCCUGAAGAAAGCCACGGCCUUGUUUGUUACAAAAGUCAAACCCAUUGACUAAUGUUUCCGGGUGGGAGCAUUGCUCACCGCUUUCAUUUUUAAGUUCCUUAAGUGCUUCAAUCAGAGCAGCCUGUUUGGAGGAAGCUUCAGUUCCUGGACCUAAGCUGGACCGUAAGGCACCAGUGGGCUUGUCCUGCUCUUUGCUGCAGAGCCCUGGAUGUGCUUGACUAGAGAUUGCAGAUUUUCAUCUUUUAUCCCCUGUUUUGAGUGCUUUGAAUGAACAGUCACCUUUAGCACCUGGUGUUUCCAUAUCCAGGUCUGUCUGUCCUAGCUGUAGCCCCUCUUCAUUUACAACUGGCAUUAGUAACUUUUCUUAGGUUUUUAACUGGGAGCUUGCAAGGAGGCCUGUAAACUGUAGGACAAUGUUAGCAAUCAAAAAGGAGCCUAAAUGGGCUAAGUGUGGGGCUGGUACUCCAGUUAUCCUCCAUUUUCAUUCUAAUGCUGACAGUGUCAUAUUUGUGCAGCUUCAGCAGAGAACUUAAUCUCUGCUUUUGGGUCUGUUUUCCCCCAUCCUAUAAAAUGGAGGAUGAUGCUUAUCUACCUCACAGACUACUGUGAGGAUUUGCAGGUUGAUACUGGGCUAAUAUAAAGUGUGGUGUAAAGCAUUAUUCAUUAUGCAUUUAAAACAUUUUGCUUAGAAGGUGAACAAUGGUUGGCUGGAAAACAGUCCUCAUUAGGAAGAUCUGCUAGCCAAAAAGUCGAUUCUGCCUUGGCCAAUAACUGAGUUGUAAAGCUCACAUUGGCAAUAAACUAUCCUUAGUGUUUCAUUGUUCUGUACUUACUAAAAUGCCUUUGGCUUCUGCAAUUAUCUAUACUCUGAAAAUUAAAACUCAUACUUGACUAAUGACUUUUCAAGCAAAGCUGCACAGUACUACUGAUUUGAUAAUCUGAGACUUUAAGCACCAAGUAGAGUAAAAACAAAACAAACUCCAUUCCCUUAGAGUUCGUAUUUUGCUUUUAAACAGAGAAGGUUUUUGAAUCAUAUAUUAUUUAUUUGAAUCUGUCCAUGCUGAUUAUUUAUACCGUGUCAAUUAUUGGUUUACUGUAAUAUAUUAAAGCUUUUUUAUUAUUAUUAAGUGGCAAACUUGUUUACUGCUUGGUAAUACU
This is a messenger RNA of Rhea pennata, 1970 nucleotides long. RefSeq names its product tubulin polyglutamylase complex subunit 1 (gene TPGS1). Gene Ontology annotation, molecular function: microtubule binding. The record is from RefSeq and is a predicted model, not a curated record. NCBI's taxonomy places the organism in Eukaryota, Metazoa, Chordata, Aves, Rheiformes, Rheidae. Bases 1 to 864 code for a protein of 287 amino acids. The transcript has 2 exons. Gene Ontology annotation, biological process: protein polyglutamylation.